AUCUAAAACAAAAACUAUUCCAGGGAGCUAAGCAGAAUUUACCCACCUUGCAACCCCACCCAUAUUUAAUGCUCCCCGACUCUUAAAAAAAUACUUCCAUGUCCUCUUACCAAACCCUCUCUCCUCUGACUGAAGACCAACCAGUCUGAUUGCCCUUCGUCUUCCCCAGCUCUCUCUCGCCCUUUUAAAACACCAAAACAGAGUAAAAAAACUCAAAAAAAAAAAAAAAAUUCAGAGCAAAGAGAGCUACUUCAAUGGCUAAAUUCCCUCAUUCUCUCCUCAUUAUCCUCCUCUUCCACCUCCACCCCUCAACCUCACUAAACCCAACAGAAACCCAGGCUCUGUUCGACAUCCGGAGCUCUCUCCGAGGCCUCCCGGGCUCAACAUUCUUCUCCUCUUGGGACUCCUCUCCCUCAGCCGACCCCUGCACUUCUUUCUCGGGCAUCAUCUGCUCUCCAGACCCCUCAGACUCCACUCUCAGGGUCACAGCCCUCACUCUCGGCACCGGGCUUGAGAAUUCCCCGGGCCUCGAAGGCCCGUUCCCCACCUCCAUCUCGAAUCUCACCUCCCUAACCGAACUGGUCAUCAACCCGGGCCGCAUUUCCGGCCCGAUACCGGAGUCCGUCGGGCUCCAGUGCCGCCGCCUCCGGCUUAUCUCGAUAUCCAACAAUCUCAUCUCCGGCCCAAUCCCGGCCUCGUUAGCGGGCCUUACCGAGCUCCACACUCUUGAUUUGAGCCAUAACCAGCUGACUGGCCCAGUUCCGGUUGCCCUGCUCACGGCGCUGCCCAGCCUGAAAGUUGCAGUCCUGGGAUAUAAUAACCUAUCUGGCGCACUGCCCGCCUCGAUGUCGAGGUCGUCGAUGCUCCACCUCGAUUUGGCCAGGAACUCGCUGUCGGGCUUCCUCCCUUCGCUGCUGCCGACGUCCCUCCGGUACCUCUCCGUGGGCUCCAAUUCGUUGUACGGGCCGGUAGGGGCCGCAUUUUCGGCCGGUCUACCGAACCUGACCUACAUUGAUCUGUCGAUGAACAAGUUCAGCGGGCAGGUCCCGACCGCAAUCUUCGCGCUGCCCGAACUGCUAACCAUCCUCUUGCACCGGAACAACUUCUCCGGUCCGCUAAUCCUGCCCGAAAGGGUACCGUCGUCAUGCUCACCGUCGACGACUGAGCCAAAUUCGAUAGAGCCGGCGCCGUGCCCGGCCUGGCCUCUGGCCUCAGAGCCUGUUCCUAAUAGCAACAGGUUCGUCGCUCGUGUCCGAGCGGAGUUGUGGCGAGAGGGUGUUCGACGGCAGCAUGAGCAGUUUACAGCGCAGCAUAAUUUUUCUGAAGCGCGGGUUCCCGAGAGAGGCGCGGGCCCGCCUGCCCGAGUCGGUUGGCGCUGUGUUUGGCGUACACUGCAUGGAUCUGCCGGAGGGCACAGUGACAAAUUAUGGGAUUGUGCUCCUGAGGUCUCACUCUCAGGACUCACAUGCUUUGGGAUGACUGCAGGCUUCAUUAAUCAUUUGUUGUCAAGGCUGGGAGCUGAUUAA
Molecule: messenger RNA, 1526 nt
Organism: Asparagus officinalis (garden asparagus)
Lineage: Eukaryota; Viridiplantae; Streptophyta; Magnoliopsida; Asparagales; Asparagaceae
Product: probably inactive leucine-rich repeat receptor-like protein kinase IMK2
Exons: 3
Coding region: 255-1526 (423 amino acids)
Molecular function (GO): protein binding
Source: RefSeq, a predicted model, not a curated record